AUGCGAAAUAGAAUUGACAAACUGAAAGAUGAGGCUAGACAUUGGAUACAGGGAGAAGCAGACAUUAUGAGAUUAGUAGAAACACAUUUUGCCAAGCUGUUCACCUCAGAAGGGGAUAGGAACAUGGAAGACUGCUUAAAACAUAUACCUAUGAGAGUCACGAGUAAGAUGAAUGAUGACUUAAUGGCAAAGAUCAAAGAUGAGGAAAUUAAGGAAGCAGUCUUUGGCAUGGGAAGCUUAAAAGCCCCGGGGCCUGAUGGGUUAAAUGGACUCUUCUUCCAACAGCAUUGGGAUAUUCUGAAUAAAGAAGUGUGUGGCGUGGUGAGGCAGAUUUUUGAAGAAGGAAGCUUACCAGAGGACUUAGGAGAAACAACUGUGGUUUUAAUUCCAAAAGUGAAGCAACCGGAGAGUCUGAAUCAACUCAGACCCAUCAGCUGCUGUAACUUCAUAUACAAGAUUGUAACAAGGGUCUUGGUCGGACGAUUGAGGAAAGUGCUUGAUGUUGUCAUAUCUCCGGUCCAGAGCGCUUUUAUAAAAGGAAGGCUCAUACAGGACAAUAUAAUAGUAGUGCAGGAAGUGUUUCACAAAUUAAACAGAAAAGGAAAUCAAGGAAGUAAUGAUAUAGCCAUCAAAUUGGAUAUGAAUAAGGCCUAUGACAGAUUGGAAUGGAAUUUUUUGCAAAGGGUCAUGGAAAAGUUCGGUUUUAGUAGAGAAUGGGUGAAGCUGAUGAUGAGUUGUGUUAAGAGUGCCACUUAUAGAUUUAAAAUUAAUGGAAAAUUGUCGGCCAAGAUCCACCCUCAAAGGGGACUAAGACAGGGAGAUCCUCUAUCGCCUUAUCUCUUUAUCUUAGCAGCGGAAAGUUUUACUAUUCUCAUGGAAAGGGCUUUGAUGGACAACCUGAUUUCAGGAAUAAAAUUAGCUCCAACUGCACCAGUUAUAACCCAUUUGCUAUUCGCUGAUGACUGUAUCAUUUUUGCAGGUGCGCAAGAAGAGGAAAUUUAUCAAUUAAUUCAGAUCAUAAACAAGUAUACAGAGGCAUCAGGACAGAGAAUAAAUACAGAGAAAUCCGGACUGAUCUUUGGAAGCCAGGUUUCGAUUCAGAGGAGAGUAAAUAUUGAAGAGAUCACCGGAAUGGCGUCGUGGGAAGAGCCAGGAAAAUACUUAGGAUUACCAGCUACAUGGGGGAGAUCCAAGAACAAGGCGCUAGAAUGGAUUCAGGAGAAGAUACUAGACAAAAUGCAAGGAUGGAAGGAGAAACUUUUAAAUCAAGCGGGAAAGGAAGUUUUGAUAAAGGCUGUUAUUCAGGCGAUUCCGGUCUAUGCCAUGAACGUUAUCAAAUUCCCCAAGUCUUUUUGCAGGAAGAUUGAAUCAAUAAUUGCGAAAUUCUGGUGGACUAAUAACGGUAAGGAAAGAAGCAUUCACUGGAAGAGCUGGAAAAAGAUGACCAGAAGCAAAUUAAACGGAGGCCUAGGAUUUAAAGAUUUUGAAAGCCAAAACAUAGCACUCUUGGCCAAGCAAGCUUGGAGACUGGUAAAGGAGGAGGAUGCAAUAUGGGCUCGGAUCCUAAAGGCCAUAUACUAUCCAAAUUGUAGCCUAUGGGAAGCGGGAAGAGGAGGCAACGCAUCAUGGAUUUGGAGGAGUAUGUUGGAGGGUAGAGAUUUUCUCAGAAGGAAAGGAAGGUGGAGUGUAGGAAGUGGAGAAGGGAUACAUAUCUGGGAUGAUAAUUGGGUGGUAGGAAUAGACAAGUUGAGGAGAGUCGGAGAAAGUCAACAUAGAAGAGUGAGCGAGCUAGUAAGAGAGGGCGAGGGCUGGGAUUUAGACAAAAUUCGGGAAAUUUUUCAUGCAAAUGAGAUUGAGCGGAUAACAAGAACGCCCAUUAGUUUGAUUAACAAAAAGGAUCAUUUUGUUUGGCCGUAUAGGAAUGACGGACAGUAUUCAGUCAAAUCAGGAUAUCAGGCAGCGAAGGAGGAGAAGGAUACAAAGGAAUUCACAAUGCUAGGCAAGGCUUCAACAAGUCAGAAUUCGAAGGAGAUAUGGGAGAGGAUUUGGAGAUUACCGGUACCGGAGAAGGUUAAAAUGUUUCUAUGGAAAGCAGUGCAUGGAAUUCUGCCAGUGAACGCGAAUUUAUAUCAGCGCAAAAGUGCUCUCACUCCCAAGUGCAGCAUAUGUCAUGAACAAGAUGAAACAAUAGAACAUGUGUUGCUAUUAUGCCCGUGGACAAGAGCGGUAUGGUUUGGAUCUAGUAUUCAAAUCGUGCCUACGGCUUAUGAUGUCAAAUCUUUUGAAGAAUGGUUGAUAAACACAAUUGACAAAAUUAAAAAACUGGCAGGAAGUGAACAAGACAAAGUUUUGUGCAAACUAGGAUGUGUCUGUUGGUGCAUUUGGAAAACCAGGAACCAGCACAUAUUUCAGCAAACAAAACUCAAUCCACAUAAUACAAUUAUCCAUUCAGAACAGAUUGCAGCAGAAUAUCAUAAUACAACGAAAGACCUCAACAAAGAUAAUAGAGCUAUGGCAGAUAGGAAUGGAGAGAAUCGGAGAAUUACCUGGAGGCCUCCAGCCCGCAACAAGAUGAAAGUAAAUAUAGACGCGGCUUUUCAAAGGGAGACAGGAAUCGCAACAACAGCAGCAGUGUUCAGGGACUGGCAAGGUAAAAUCAUAACCGGAGCUUCAUCAAAAUUCAAAUCAACAUCAGCUUUAGCAGCUGAAGCACAAGCAUACAGAGAAGCUCUUAUUCUCACAAAAAAUUUACAGAUAAGGAACUGCAUAAUUGAAUCAGAUUGUUUACCUCUGGUUCAAGCGAUCAAGGCAAGAACGCCCUUAGCUGAAGCAGAUGCAAUCAUCAGGGACAUUCUACAACUGCUGGAAGAGGCGCCGGAUGUGGGAGCUACUUGGACUCCACGAGAAGGCAACACCCUGGCUCACCAACUGGCAGCAAUGGCAGCAGUAAAUCAACUACAGAGGCAGUGGACAGUUACUCCACCUGUGCAGAUCAGAAAUAUUAUCAGAACGGAAGCAGGAUUCGCAAUUCUUCAGAACAACCAACGCAAUCGAAUUCAAGACAAUCAGGUUUCAAUUUCUACCAAUCUUCAAGGAAAUCAAAGAGACGAAGGAUUACCUGGACGGGUGGAAACGGAAACCUGGAACAGCCAUGCAACUCAGGGGGAUCGGCGGCUUCAGCACCCGGUUUCAAUUCGGCAGACAAAACCCACCAGUAGAGACACUUUCAACAUCAGAAAUAGCCCAAUCGAAGGGGACGAAGCCACAUCUCAUAGUGGGCAGAUGCUCUCUCGGCAAAAGGGUAGCAAUGGUCACAACGCGGCGGUGAAUGGAGCAGAUUUAGGACGUUGUCAAGAGCAGCAAGGGGAGCUUCGGCGAGGGAGAGAAUACGCGCCGAUUGAAGAUGGCACACACACGGUGAACGGCGGACGAACUGAAGCUGAAGACACAAAUCCGGAUGGCCCGCAGCAGCAUCUGAAUCUUCACAUGGAGGUUCGGUGA
Arachis ipaensis is the source of this 3501-nucleotide messenger RNA. RefSeq lists its product as uncharacterized. NCBI's taxonomy places the organism in Eukaryota, Viridiplantae, Streptophyta, Magnoliopsida, Fabales, Fabaceae. Gene Ontology annotation, molecular function: RNA-DNA hybrid ribonuclease activity; nucleic acid binding. The record is from RefSeq and is a predicted model, not a curated record.